Megalobrama amblycephala (Wuchang bream) is the source of this 3334-nucleotide messenger RNA. RefSeq names its product musashi RNA-binding protein 2a (gene msi2a). Bases 135 to 1370 code for a protein of 411 amino acids. The record is from RefSeq and is a predicted model, not a curated record. Gene Ontology annotation, molecular function: RNA binding. Lineage: Eukaryota; Metazoa; Chordata; Actinopteri; Cypriniformes; Xenocyprididae. The transcript is spliced from 14 exons. Gene Ontology annotation, cellular component: cytoplasm.
AGUUUGAUUCUGUUUUCAGCGCGAGCGAGCGCGUGUCCUUCCUCGCGCAGUUCUGCUGAUGUUUUGAUUGACAGGUCAUUUCUAAGGCUCUUUUCAGCCGGUACACAGCUCAAGCUGUUCGUAGGUCGCUCUUUAUGAGGUAUUUACAAGGAAAAAUGGCCGUUUUGACAUCUGGAGUCACUUAUACCAUUUUUUCUCCUUACAGUAAAAUGUUUAUCGGUGGCCUCAGCUGGCAAACCUCACCAGACAGCCUUAGAGACUAUUUCAGUAAAUUCGGGGAGAUCAGAGAAUGUAUGGUGAUGCGCGACCCCACCACCAAACGCUCCAGAGGGUUUGGCUUCAUCACGUUCGCAGAUGUUUCCAGUGUAGAUAAAGUCUUAGCUCAACCACACCACGAAUUAGACUCCAAGACGAUUGAUCCUAAGGUCGCCUUUCCUCGACGUGCCCAAGCCAAGAUGGUCACAAGAACAAAGAAAAUAUUUGUGGGUGGAUUAUCCGCGAGCACAGUCGUUGAAGACGUGAAACAGUAUUUUGAACAAUUUGGAAAGGUAGAAGAUGCCAUGCUAAUGUUUGAUAAAACUACAAACAGACAUAGAGGCUUUGGCUUCGUAACGUUUGAGAAUGAAGACAUUGUAGAGAAAGUCUGUGAAAUUCAUUUUCACGAAAUCAAUAAUAAAAUGGUAGAAUGUAAGAAGGCCCAACCAAAGGAGGUAAUGUUUCCUCCAGGCACGAGGGGGAGGGCGAGAAGUCUUCCGUACACCAUGGACGCCUUCAUGCUGGGCAUGGGCAUGCUGAGUUAUCCAAACAUUGUGGCAACGUAUGGUCGUGGAUACACAGGAUUUUCUCCUAGCUAUAGCUACCAGUUUCCAGCAGGUUUCCCAGCGACGGCGUACGGACCCGUGGCAGCGGCAGCAGUGGCGGCGGCUCGAGGCUCAGGUAGGGCGACCCGGGGAAGAAGCGGCUACAUGGCGUACCCACAGAACGCAGGGCCAGGGUUCCCUGAUUACGGCUUUUAUUCUGGGCCCGGUGACCAGCGGGCCGCUCCCUGCUCCUUUGCCGACUAUGCCACCUUGGGGCCCCAUACGGGUCAGAUGCUGCAAAGCGAGCACGUCACCUCCACCUGCAACUCACCCUCCCAGCACCACCCAAGCCCGGACCACUUUAAGAGCUCAGGUGCUAACCCUCCUCGGCCUGGAGGUUUUCCCGGUGCAAACAGUCCUGGACCUGUGGCAGACCUGUACGGCCCCAGCAGUCAGGACUCAGCUGUGGGAAAUUACAUCAGUGCUGCCAGCCCCCAGCCGGGCUCCGGGUUCAAUCACAGUAUCGCAGGUCCUUUGAUCGCCACAGCAUUUACAAACGGAUACCACUGAACGCUUAAGUGAAGAUGCGGCACCGACUCAUUGAAGAGUUCGCCUGGAGGCCCUGGGAAAAUGGCCGGAGUCUCCGAUUGGUUCAUGUACAGUUGAUGUCAUAAAGACUUCAAGCACUACAGGUUCUGAUUGGUGAAAGGACAAGGGGGGGUGGAACCAAAUAAAGAGGACAAGAAAAAUGCGAUCAUCUCAGAAAACAAAACAUCACAACUGCUGUUAACAGUAAUCCAGCCCUCCUGUCACUGCAGGACUCCAUUUUUAUUUUCUUCUUUUCCCUUUCUGUAUGCUUUUUAAAUGACUUUGGCUUUUAGAGAAACAUACUUAGAUGAGUGAAUUAUUCAGUUGCGUAUGUCACGAAUCUUUUAAGUUUUUUUCGCUCAUUUUAAGUGUUCACAAGUGUUGUCGGAAUCAGUUUUGGUGCCAGUUACAUUUUUCUUUGCACACUUGGACAGACGCCACGCUGAAAGACACCAUGUCAUUCAUCUAUUGGAGAAAAAAAAAAAGAAAAUGACUUAAAUCUUAGUAGCUGUUUUUAAUUGUUAAGUCUCAUUGUUGAUCAUAAUGACCUAUUUUUGGGCAAUACAGAGGGAGAGGACUCCAAUAUUUUUAUGGUCCUUUUUAUAUAUAUCUAUAUCUAUCUAUCUGUGUUGUUGUUGGUGUCAUUUAGAAAAAAAUGUAUACUGUAACAUUUUUGUUUUCAAAUGAAAACAUGGUGGUUUCAAAUAUAAGAGAAAGAAAUGUAACUGUAAAUAUACUUCACUGCAUAUAACCAGUUCAGGCAUAUUUUUCUGAUGGUGUUUCGAAAAAAUCAGGGUGAAAUUAAUAGACCGUAUGAUGGUGGAAAAAAAAAACAAAAAAAAACUCCAGUAACACAUUAUGAUUUUUCUAAUUAGUGUACACACAUGACAUGAUCUGAAUCAUUUUACAGGUGUGAUACCAGCAUACUCACGGACAUGAUAACAUGAGCUGAAUCUUUCGUCAUUCACCGUGGAGUUUCCAAAACACCACUCCCGUCCAAAGCACACUGUGUGUAGUGAUCAACAAAAGGACUUUUUCCUGUGUUCUGCACAUUCUGACACUUUUAUACUCCUGAGGAAAAAAAAAGAAAAAAGAAACUUACUAUGUUGUCUGUUGUUGUUAAUGUUGUCUAAUAGAGGACGUUCCUCUUGAUUUUGGAAACCUGUCGUGGACUGUACGUGAACAAUGCGGUUUAUUUCACUUUUGACUGAAGCAAACAAGCAUUUUUAAUGAAUCAUACCUCAGUCCUGUGAGAUUUCAUUUAUUCUGAGUAAAUCAAGUGUACGGAGGAAGCUUUGCACGGUGUACAAAAAGAACGGCGGUUUUCUCUUUGCACAUGCUAGCUGUCACGAGUGACCUUACAGAGAUUUGAUGUAUGAAAAAUUGUUGCUUUUUAUUUUUCUGCCACUGGCGUCCAGAACGCAGGUUGAGAAGAAGCCAAACGAAAAGCAAUCUAUUACUGGUGCGCUCAGAUUCCAUUUCAAGGACAUAGCGAACCUUUUAUCUGAAAUAUUGACAUAUUUUAAUAUACAGCCAGUUGAAGACACUGGAGAAAAAAAAAAUGUUGACCCGAAACCCAGAGCUGCUGAUUUCUUUCAAGUUGAAGAGCUGUUUUAGGUCAAAUGCAUAUAUAUAUAAAAUGCUAAUUUUUAAUGUUAAAUGAUCUGAUAUGUAUAUUCUGAUGUAAAUGUGUCUUCUUUUUUUUCCUGCUGCAGAUGUAAACUGUUUUGUUUGAUGACUUCUGUUUUAUUUGGUGUAGUCUGGUGGCCAGAGGCACACGCGCUAAACGACGGAGCCUCGAAAAGAUUUACAGAGCCAGUCACGUAAUAAUAUUUAAACAAACGAAGGGAACGGAGCAAGGGAAGAAAAGUAUUGUAAUGUUCAAAUGUAAAAGAAAAAUGUAAAAACAAAACAUUAAAAAUUAAACCAAGAUGUUUGUUCACUGA